UUAGAGGCUUAUCCGAGUAGGGGACAGCAGUGCGGACUCCGUCGCCGGUAUGGUCGCACGUUAACGCGAAAUUUCCCCGCGAUUUUCGCAAAAACGCAAAUAAAAUUAGUGUUACGAAUAUUUUCCGCGCCCCUUACACCUGAAGGGUUUAAUGAACUGACUCAUUAAAUUAUGUGAAAACUUGAUAUGGACUUUUGAAUACAGAUUUUCAAAAUGAGGACUAAAGAUUUGGAUGAAGACAAAACAAAGCGGAUAAUAUUACAAUACCGAUGACCAAAUGUAAAUUUGUGAGAAGAUACCGAGCAUGGCAAACGUGACAGAUGCAAAUUGCGUCCCCGGCGCAACUAAUUUUAAUAGAGCAUAUAGUAGAUUGCACGGGUACAUUGCUAUAGUAAUAUGUAUCAUCGGGUCCGCCACAAACUCAAUCAACAUCGCUGUACUCAGUCGUCGAGAGAUGGCUACUUCCACAAAUUCAAUUCUCACUGGCCUCGCCGUUGCAGAUCUUCUCGUCAUGUUAGAAUACAUACCGUAUGCCUUGCAUAUGAACAUUAAAAUCGGUCCUCAAGUAAAUAAGAAUACUUACGCUUGGGCGGUCUUCGUUUAUUUCCAUUCGAUCUUCAGCCAAACAUUUCAUACGAUAUCAAUCUGGUUAGCAGUGACGUUGGCCGUGUGGCGAUAUAUCGCUAUAGCCUUCCCCCAGAAGAACCGAACAUGGUGUAGCAAGAGAAACACGACCCUGGCAAUCGUAAGCGCCUACGUUAUAUGCCCCUUCCUGUGUCUCCCGAUUUAUUUCGCGAUGAACAUAGUGCCAAAUGAAGUGACUCCACAUAACAAUUCUGAAUUCGCAGAGGACUUGUCACUUCCCCACAACCGGACCGUUUACGUGUUAGAAAUGUCUAAAAAUAAAGAGUUAGUGACUGCAAUAAUGUGGAUUUAUAGUGUAAUUUUGAAACUGGUGCCAAGUAUAGCAUUAUCAGUGUUAAGUACCUGUUUAAUAUCGAAGUUAACUACGACGGAAAGGAGGAGGCAAAAACUGCUCAAGCGGUCCAUAAUUGGCCCUAACGAGCCCGAGAAGCAGCAGUGUUUGGCGACAAGUUUGGCUGAGGAGGCGUCGGCUCGACGAACUAGCCGGACGGACCGGACGACUCGAAUGCUGUUAGCCGUCCUUGGCCUCUUUCUUUCCACGGAAGUUCCACAGGGGCUCUUGGGCCUCGCUAGUGCAUUAGCCCCAGACUUCUUCAAAAACUGCUACAGUAUGUUUGGUGAUUUGAUGGACGUGCUGGCACUCUUCACGUCGUCAGUGAACUUCGUGCUGUACUGCAGCAUGAGCCGUCAGUUCAGGUGCACCUUCGCCCGCCUCGCCCGAAGAAUGGUCUACGCGGCUGAAGAACCAGCAAAAGGUGCUAAACUUGAACCCACGACACAGGUCACCGGCCCCCUAUAGCGACAGAUUCCCGCCCUCGUCAGGGUGGUGGAGGACAGUAUUAUAUAGAUUUGAACAGGAUCUCCCAGCCUGUUUGAAUCAUAAUAAUACGACCAAGUAGUUUAGUUUGAGCAAUUAUUGUUAUUAACCAUGUAAUAAAUAAUAUUAGUAUUUGUUUAUUCAAGGUCACUUUAAUAAUAAGUUAAACUUGUAAAAAUGUCUAUAGUAGCAGCAAAAUUGUGUUAUAGUAUUAACUCAUUCUUAGAUAGAUAGGUAAUAAUCGAAACUAGUCUUCGCGUCUUUUGAGCCAAGACGCAAAAACUGGCUUAGUAAUUACUUGUAAUUAAUGCCUAAGAUAUUUUGUAAAACAUACUUAUUUUUAAUUAUGUAAUUCUUUAUCUGUAUACUUACGCUUAGGGUCCAAAAAGUGUUUUAGUCCUACAAACUCUGUAUAUAAUAUAUUGCGUGUUAUAAAAACUGUGUUGUGCAUACCUGAUAUCUCUUUUUUUAAUUACCUAAAUGUAAUACAUUACACCUAAUUUACAAUUUUGUAUAUAUGUACUGUUUUACAAAUUUUAUAUUUUACAAUGUACUACGGUCUCAUUUUAAAGCUAGUAUAAUUAAAUGUACCUAUUAUUGAUU
Maniola jurtina (meadow brown) is the source of this 2065-nucleotide messenger RNA. It is a transcript of the gene NGR-A13, whose product is annotated as G-protein coupled receptor dmsr-1-like. The coding region runs from base 305 to 1444 and encodes 379 amino acids. Gene Ontology annotation, molecular function: G protein-coupled peptide receptor activity. The record is from RefSeq and is a predicted model, not a curated record. The transcript has 6 exons. Gene Ontology annotation, cellular component: membrane. Gene Ontology annotation, biological process: G protein-coupled receptor signaling pathway. NCBI's taxonomy places the organism in Eukaryota, Metazoa, Arthropoda, Insecta, Lepidoptera, Nymphalidae.